This is a messenger RNA of Caenorhabditis angaria, 1762 nucleotides long. Lineage: Eukaryota; Metazoa; Nematoda; Chromadorea; Rhabditida; Rhabditidae. The record is from the annotation of a GenBank genome assembly.
AUGCUCUCAAAACAAUUUAUGCGUUAUUCAACUCGAAAAAUCUCAAACUCGGCCAAUUUCAAAACUCUUCCAUAUUUCUAUCAUAAUCUCGAUUCCUCUUCUACUCUUCCACGUGGCGAAGUUAGUCUAACUCGUCAAGAUGCUCUCAAAUUUUACACUCAAAUGAAACGAAGUCGAUUGAUGGAAAAUGAAUGUGCACCUUUAAGUCAACAAGGUUAUAUCAAUCAAUUAUGUCAUAUUUAUAGUGGACAAGAGGCUUGUGCUGUUGGAAUAUUUGCAGAAAUGCAUGAAAAAGAUUUGGCAAUCACUUCGUAUCGAAAUCAUGUUUGGGCACAUUUAUUGGGUAACUUUCAGCUUUUGUCUAGAAUUCUUUCUAGGUUUAUUUUUCAGGUGCUGAAGUGUCAGAAGUUCUAACUGAAUGUACAGGUAGAUCAACAGGAAUUGUGAAUGGCAAAAGUGGUUCAAUGCACAUGUUUACCGAUCGAUUUUUUGGGGGUAAUGCAAUGUUAUGUGGACAGGUUCCGAAUGGAGCAGGAAUGGCAUUGGCUAUGAAAUUGAGGUGAUCAGAUAAUCGGGGAUCUCUGGGGCCAAAAAUGUGGCCGGAUGAAAAUUUGGAGCGUUUUGACACCAAACAAGCUAAAAAUCAACUUAUUUUCGAGAAAAGUAAAUUUUUCAAAAUAAAAAAAAAUCUUUCAAAUUUUCACUGUUUCAAAAAUAUAUAAAAUAUCUAUUUCUGAGAAUUAAUUUUUUUAAUAAAAAUACCGAAUUUCUGAAAUUAAAUUCGGAAAUCUUCCUAAAACCUAGCUUUCAAAAUUCAAAAACGUUGUCUCUAUUUUCUAAAUGUGGAGAGAGUACUGUACAUUUUUGGCGCCAAAAAUCGGGUCAUUCUACGACAACAAUCAUUUUUUUCUAAUCUAUGAAUUUUUUUAUUUUCGACUCUAAAUCCAUCAAUUUCCUCCAGAAAAGAGCCGCAAAUUUGCGUAACAUGUUAUGGCGAUGGAACAGCGAAUCAAGGUCAAUUAUACGAAACUUAUAAUAUGGCAAAACUAUGGAAUUUGCCAAUUUUAUUCGUUUGCGAAAAUAAUCGAUUUGGACGAGUUGUUGAAUCAGAAACAUUGACAUCGAAUACAAAAUAUUAUACGAGGUGAGUUAGGAGGUGACACGUGGCAUUUUCUGUUGUCAAAAUCCACGUGGAAUAGGAAAUUUAAAAGUUAGAAUUUAAGUCUUGAGAAUCAAGAUUUUAAAAAAUUUAUGAGCUAUAAUUUUUUUUUGAAAUUUCAAAUUUUAGUUCAAAAAUGACAUUUUUCGAGUCAAAAAAUGUUCAUUUUCCUCAUUUUUAGCACAAAAAAUCCCAUUUGAAUUUUUUUCCAGAUGCGAUUAUAUUCCGGGAAUUCGUUGUGAUGGAAUUGAUAUAAUAUCAAUUCGAGAAGCGGCUCGUUUUGCACGGAAUUUCAUAAUUUCCGGAAAUGGUCCCCUGAUUCUCGAACUACAAACCGAAUAUCACGGACAUUCAGCUGGACCCAAUCCGAAAACACCGCCACGUGAUCCGAUUUUCGAAUUUCGCGCCAAAAUUUUGACGCAAAAUUUGGCAGAAGAAAAAGAAUUGGAUGAAAUUGAUAAGGAUUUGAAGGUGAGACAUAAAAAUUGUCAGAAAAAACAAAACCAAUAAACAUUUCAGAAACUCGUCGAAAAAGCAGUAUUUUCUGCAAAAAAUGACGAUUUUUUGCCGAUGGACGGACUUUUUUACGGAUAUUUAUCAUAA